AUGGCAUCGGACACGGAACCAGCCAAAUGCGACAUAUGUGCAGGGCUCCUGUCGGCACUAGAACAGUUCUAUGAAGGAAAUGAGCAGGAAAGGGAGGAUGCCAUCUGGGUUCUCGAGGAUUAUCCUCACACUUUUUCACGCAUUGCGGAGAGUGCGCGUCAGGGCUGUCGUUGGUGUUCGUUCUUGUCACGAUUGUUACUCAAAUAUGUCCAGAGUCGCUCUCCAGGAUCCAAAAACAAGAGAGAGGACGACAAGGAAGGAAAACCUCGUAUCAAGCCAAGUGGCCCCGUUAGAUACGAGAUCAAAGUCAAUGCGGUUUUCAAAGCGGGCGGAAAUGAUGGCGACAGAGGCAUCUUUUUAGAGUGCCGUGAUCUCCCCGUUAGGAAUAUUCGAAUUCGGAUCUUGGAGAGUAGCGAUUUUGACCCUAUAUCAUCUGAAAACAUUGCCAGAAUAAAUGAAAAGAUGCAGGUUUGCACAGAGCGACACAAGCUUUGCCCCAAUUUCACCAGUGGGAAAGGCCCCAAAAGACUGCUUCGCCUUAUGGAGGGCGAUGAGAUUCGGCUGGAAGAAAUGGAAGGAAAGGAGAGCAAGUAUGCGAUUUUGAGUUACUGCUGGGGAGAUGAUGAGUCGGUACGAGAUGCUCGGACUACGCUUGGAAAUCUCAACAAAAGGAUGAUACGGUUCUCCUCGUCUGACCUGCCAGCUACCAUCCGCGAUGCCGUCAGCCUGACCCGUUCUCUCGGCAUCCAGUAUAUAUGGGUCGACUCCAUCUGCAUUGUACAAGAGCCGAUUGACCUGGAAUGGACUACAGAGGCCCAGAAGAUGACGGACUACUACGGCAAUGCCUAUGUCACUAUCGUACCUGUCAUGUCAGCCUCAGCCGUCUCUGGUUUCAAGCUCGCUCCAACAGAGAUGACCUGGGAUCUUCUGCCUGGUCCAUGGUCUCGGGAGACUAACGCCGAAUUUAUCUUGGCUCGCGAAGGCGCUUCAGAGGGAAUGGGAAACAGAGUCGCAAGACAUAACUCGUUUUGGUCCUGUUGGAACCGACGCACUUGGACGUUCCAAGAGAAGCUCAUUUCCUCUCGUGUGCUCUACAUCCAACAAGACAGAGCCCUGCUUAGUUGCCGAGAAGGGGACUUUGAAACGUUGGGAGGCUGGGACCCCGAGACAAAACCUUCAGUCACCUCGUUUCUACCAAUCGACCGCUUCACCAAGGACGGGUACUCGGACGACGAAUCGUCAUGGUGGGGGUUUGCUUACCUCUUCACUAGAAGGGAGUUGACGUUCGAAAAGGACAGGUACUUUGCAUUUUCUGGCUUCGCUGAUAGAUAUAGCUCCAUCUUCGGACGUGAGGUGAUUCUUGGCUUGCGAAGAGAUACUCUCCUUGAAGGCCUGGUAUCCUGGGUACCGGAAUUCUCGUUAUUCGGGUCCUCCUUUGGUGGACUGUUCUGGAAACUUUCACGUUCGCCGCCUGCAGUCACCGGUUUACCAUCCUGGACCUGGAUGGCGGCAAAAUGGCAGAAAGGUUCCGGCGUUAUGAUGCACUUGACAUAUGUCACCGACCUCCAGGAGCCGCGGGCGCAGCUGGAGUCAAUUGACCAGCCUGAGGACGCUAGGUUGACUCGUCUUCAGCUAAGAACUGCUUUUCUCAGCUCAGAAGAGCUCUUGGGUUUGGUCAAGCUGUCCUUUUCGGAUAACAAUGACCGCGAAGGAUGCGCCCCUUAUCGAGACAAUGGCAUCGCACGAUUCGAUGACUGCGAUAUCGACGAGGUCUGCAGCAGUGAACAACACCCGCCUUCCGAUUGUAUGGCGCUGAGGAUGUUGUCGUCGCCUAGUCGGAAAAUAACAGCAUGUCUAGUUGGUCUCGGAAGGAUAGGAGCUAGCAAAGACGAUAAAAGAUAUUGGUUCUUUCUGCUUAUUGAACCUGUGGGAGAAACAGAGCCUAGUCCCGAGCAGCCGCUGAAAUACCGCCGGGUCGGCGCGCUUGACUUUACACCAGAGUUCUCGGACAAGUUUGAUCCCGGCUUGGGGGAAAGUCUUGGAACUCGGAAAAAACAAAGCAUCAUACUUGUUUGA
Colletotrichum truncatum is the source of this 2076-nucleotide messenger RNA. RefSeq lists its product as uncharacterized. NCBI's taxonomy places the organism in Eukaryota, Fungi, Ascomycota, Sordariomycetes, Glomerellales, Glomerellaceae. The record is from RefSeq and is a predicted model, not a curated record.